CUGCGCCGUAGGGGACGGAAGGACUGACAGACUGUUGUGUGCCGCAGCUGUUGUCGGAGCUCCACUGCUGAGGACGCGAUGUCGGGGCUCUCCUUCCCGCUUCUUUGCGUCGCCACCUGCCUGGCUGCGCGCUGUGUGCUGUCGGCGAGUCCGAACACUACCCUGCCCUAUAACGUGACUUCAGAGCCCACCAAGAUAACCCCAACGAACUCGACGACUCCCGCGCCGAACACCACUGCAACACCAGAAACCUGUGAAAGCCACCAUGACUGUGUAUCCUGUGCUAAUACUUCCUGCUUUUGGAUAGAAUGUAAAGAAGCAAAAAAGAGCCACUGUUCACAUAAUUCAACAGCUAGUGAUUGCCAUGCAGUGAACAACACAGAACUCUGUUCUGUGCCCACUGCCACUCCAUCGCCAACCAGUUCUACAGCUAAAACCACAACUGUGCCUUCCUCUACUACAGCUUCCACCACAGUUCCUACAUCAGUUACGCCAAAUACCACUUUGACUCCAACAUCACGACCUGGGCGAAAGUCUACCUUUGACGCAGCCAGUUUCAUUGGAGGAAUCGUCCUUGUCUUGGGUGUACAGGCUGUAAUUUUCUUCCUCUAUAAAUUCUGCAAAUCUAAAGAACGAAACUACCAUACUCUGUAAAACACAUCAAAUUGACACAGACUGCCGGUUCAUUCGUGUAAUUCACAGAAACCAAAAUAAUAUCUUUCAAGAUGUCCCACGUGAAAGACGCUGUUCAAGGAUUUUUAAGUUUCCAAAGGAUGCAUAUAGGAUAUUUUCGAGCGUGGUUCUUGAAGAAAAAUCAGUUCUAUCUUUUUGCUCAACAGGAAUAUUUAAAGUAUUCUGCAUGAAUCCUUGUGGCUGUCUUAUUUUAAACAGCUACUGCUGUGGAAUUAUUUUCUCUUUUCUUGACAUGCCAAAUGUAACUUUUUGCAAGUGAUAGAAAACAUUGUCCUGCACAGACAACCUCAUGGCUCUCUCAGCAGUUUAAAUUUAGUCAUUUUAAGGGUGGAAAGCUGCGUUAUUUUCAUCCUCCCUAAGGAUGUAGUUCAGUGACCAGAAUUGAGAAGAAUGUGCCAAAUGAGCAUCAGUCAGGUGGAGUUUUGGCUAUCAUUUCAAAAGGGGAAUAAACUUAUAAAUUCAGUAGUACUAAACUGUAUCCUUAGAGUAAAAUUUCGUGCUUGGUAAGUUAUUUUUUCUACAUUAGAAAUAGGAUGCCACACAGGGAAUUACAUUCCAGAUUUAAAGAAAUGAAUGGAAAAGAUAUAAACCAUUAAUGUAUAGCAGGUUAUUCAUACUUGUACAGCACCUUAUAUCAUUGAGAAAAUAAAGAACAGUGCCUUAAAAGACAGACCGAAAGGUAGACUGUAACUUAAACGUUUGCGGUUUGUUCUUUCACGUUAAGGAAAGUAAAGGUUGCUCUGACGAUGUAACUGUUGAUGCGAGCAGUAGGAAACCUUUUAGAUACCAUACUGCUGGUAUUUGAAAACGCACCUACUUUAUUUCAGAGCUGAGUAACUUAAGCUAAACGAUGUUAUACAAAGUUGAAAGCAUUCACAUAUUAAACCUCCAACUUUUUUUUAAAUGGCUGUUAAAGUAUAAUUAGAGAUAAAAUUGGUUUAAUUUUUCCUUUAUACUUCAAAAAUGUAUCCUAACACUGUUGUACUUCAGAAGGAUUUCCACCAGGCUUACUUGAAAAGGAACUUCUUUCAUGAGUCAAAAAGGAAAUAAGAUGUUUUAGAAUCAUUUACUAAAUGAGAUGAUCAUUUUAGUUUUUUCAGAUGACAUGUGACCAGUGUAAUUUCAGAAAAUCUAAGGAUUUUUGGUCGAUCAGAUUACUGUAUGAUUGCCCUAGCUGAAUAGAAAGAACUUUCUCUUUUUCUUCUGUCCUUCCCAUGCUUAGUGGUGUUGCAAUUCCUGUAGUGUAGUGAACAUACAUACUUCUGUAGUUUUCUUAGGAAGUGCUAGUUUUGGGUUUUUUUUUUUUUUUUUUUUUCUUUCUCAAUUUUAGAACAAAUUAAAAGGGUUACUGUCCUCUCUUUUUGACUCGUUGGAUUAGUUCAGAGAAUUACAUUAGUUUAAAGUAGGCCUUUGGUUUUUCUAGGUCGUUACAGUUUUUCAUUUUAGUUUCUUUUAGCCUAUAGUGGGUGAGUUUAGCACUUGGUUUUCAAUAUUUUAUGGUAGGAAAUGGUAAAUCACUUUGGUCCAUUUCAAAAACCAAAACUUGCAUUUAGCUAGUUAUAUUAAAAGUUGUUAAAACGAAGAUUUACUGUUUCUUUGUUAACUUGCUGGUACAGCUGAAGUUUAUUUUACUUGCACAUUUGUACAUACACUUAAUAUUUUCAAGUGCCUUAAUUGUUUAAAAUCUCUGGCUUGAAAGGAUUUGGGGGAAAAAGUAGGUUAGUUUAGGUUACGUUUUUGGGUUUCCCUUAGUAAUAUUCCAGGUACCUCAGAAAAUUUUCCAGAUCCCAUGGCUGUUAGUUGAUACAAGAUUCUUUUGAAAAUUUACAGAAUUUCCAUUCCCUCCAAAGUGGCAAAAAAAUCAGCUACAAUGGUAUAAUUAUCAUUUACUCAGAUAGGAAUACUUCACCAUACAUCAGUGUUAACACAUACAGCAAAAUUUUAUGAAGAUGUAGCUUGAUUUGAAGCCUCUUAUCUGGAAUUUUGGGCACCACUCCAACAAAAUCAUAUGAAGUUAGAUUUUGCAGAUCUACAGAAGAGCUCUUGCAGCACAACUCAUACAGCCAUUUCAGACCCAUUUUCCCCUUUCCUUUAACAAUUUAAUAUCGUGAGCCAUUAAUAAUUUUUUGGGUUUUUUUUUUUAAUCCAGAAGGUAUGUAGAAACCUUUUCAGAUUUUUCAUCUGAUUUGUUCUUGCAGAUGUACUCUGUCAAAUACCUUAUUUUACCUAUGGAUGUUUGUUGCACAGGCAGACACUGCUGUAUUUAGAAGAUUCUAUUUUAGUUCACUCCAAACUGAAAACCAAUCUGUAUCAUGUACCAAAAUGAUUUAAAAUAAAUCUACAUGUUUAUUGACCUAA
This is a messenger RNA of Trichechus manatus latirostris (Florida manatee), 3051 nucleotides long. It is a transcript of the gene CD164, whose product is annotated as CD164 molecule. Gene Ontology annotation, cellular component: endosome; lysosome. The transcript has 6 exons. The record is from RefSeq and is a predicted model, not a curated record. NCBI's taxonomy places the organism in Eukaryota, Metazoa, Chordata, Mammalia, Sirenia, Trichechidae. Bases 79 to 654 code for a protein of 191 amino acids.